This is a messenger RNA of Hemibagrus wyckioides, 693 nucleotides long. Its product is annotated as hemoglobin subunit beta-like. Gene Ontology annotation, molecular function: oxygen carrier activity; oxygen binding; haptoglobin binding. Lineage: Eukaryota; Metazoa; Chordata; Actinopteri; Siluriformes; Bagridae. The coding region runs from base 16 to 612 and encodes 198 amino acids. Gene Ontology annotation, cellular component: blood microparticle; haptoglobin-hemoglobin complex; hemoglobin complex. Gene Ontology annotation, biological process: hydrogen peroxide catabolic process; oxygen transport. The record is from RefSeq and is a predicted model, not a curated record. The transcript has 4 exons.
AAGAAGGGGGAGAACAUGCAAACUCCAAACACACAGGAUGGAGACUGUGAGAGUGAACACGCCCCAUCAGAGGUUUGCUGCCAGGUCUUGGGAGGUGCUGUCAGAUGCAUAUAUAAGCGUCCUGAAAAGACUUCAUCAGAACAUUCAGAGACUCCAAAAGCCAGCAACAUGGUUGAGUGGACAGAUUUCGAGCGCGCUACCAUCCAGGACAUCUUUUCCAAGAUCGACUACAAGUCUGUCGGUCACCAGGCCCUGUCAAGGUGUCUGGUCGUGUACCCAUGGACCCAGAGGUAUUUCGCUAGCUUUGGAAACUUGUACAACGCCGCUGCCAUCGUGGGAAAUCCCAAGGUUGCUGCCCACGGCCUGACGGUAAUGCAAGGGCUGGAGAAAGCGGCGAAGAACCUGGACAACAUUAAGGCCACUUACGCCGAGUUGAGUGUGCUGCACUCUGAACAUCUGCACGUGGAUCCCGAUAACUUCAAGCUGCUGGCUGACUGCAUUACCAUUGUAGUUGCCUCUGUCCUGGGUGCGAGCUUCACAGCUGAAGUGCAGGCAGUUCUGCAGAAGUUCCUGGCUGUCGUAGUGUCUGCACUCGGAAAACAGUACUAUUAAAUGCUAAAUCUGCUUUUUCUGUGUUUUUUGUGUUGAAAUCAAACCUUGUCGUUUAAUGCAAAUAAAUGUUUAAAUAAUCAA